This is a messenger RNA of Naegleria lovaniensis, 1098 nucleotides long. RefSeq lists its product as uncharacterized. Gene Ontology annotation, molecular function: protein binding. Lineage: Eukaryota; Heterolobosea; Eutetramitea; Acrasida; Naegleriidae. The coding region runs from base 1 to 1098 and encodes 365 amino acids. The transcript has a single exon. The record is from RefSeq and is a predicted model, not a curated record.
AUGAAAAGUUCUUGGUUGCCGGCAACAUCACGGAAAUUCAUACGCCAUCAUGGAAACCAUCAAGAAACAACGAGAAAUGUGCUUUAUUUGGAGAGCGGAAAUUACCUACCAGUCUGCAGCAUUGGUAGUCAUGGUAGGGAUUUUGAAUUACAUCCUUCUUGCAAGAGAAAUUUCAGCAUGACAUGUUUUUGUUCCAAGAGUAAUCUCCGUCAUCAUCAUCGUGAAAUUACUAAAAUAAUAGGUAGCACUCAAUAUGCCCAUCCAAUCACCACUCAUCAUAAUCCAUCAGCAACAACAAUUUUGAAUUCAAAAAGCCAAUUACGUUCCUACAAAACAAGCUCUUCCGAUGAUAGACGAUCAUUAAUUAAAAAGGAAGAGAACAAUAUUUCAACUAUGAUAUCUUUGAUUCACUCUCAUUUGGAUCAAGGUGUGGAUUUUACAAAGGCUGAAGAAAGAGAUGUUUGGGUGGAAACACUGUUAUCACAUUUAGAAGACAUUGCAAAAUGUAUUGAAAAGAUUACGUGGCUUGAAGGAACCAAGUCCUUUAGUACCACUGAGCAGGAAGAGCCAGUUUUUACCACGUUAUUUGAUAAUCCUUUUGAAACAAAUGAAGAGGAAUUGUCAAAAUCAUCAAGUCAAUUGGAAAAUUUAAUUAUCAGAGUUUUGGACGUUCUACAUGGCUACGGAAAGCAGAAGGAGGUACAACAAGUGGAAAGUACCCUCUCAUUGUCUAGUAUCGGACUGGACGUUUAUUCAAUCAUGAAAAGAUAUGCUCUUGAGUUUGAAAGAGCUUCACCAAAAGAACUUUCCAAAUUUUUAGAACAAGAGUGCUUCUUUUCGUUAAAUCAGAACGUGAUGAAUUUUCUACUUCGGUAUUUUGCAGAUAUCAAAGAUAAAUCAAAUACUGUAAUAGUGCUGAAGGAUAUGCAACAACUGCAGCUUGGUGCCAACGAGCAAACCUACAAUAUUUUAAUUAGAUUUGCCAUGUAUGGCAACGACCAAAACCAAGUACUGAAAUUGGUGAAACACAUGAAACAACAAGGGUUGGAAUUGAAUCAGGAAACAAAGGAUUUGUUACGGAAGAAUAGAUUAAUAUAA